UUUUUUUAAUUUGCUUAUGAUUGAUCUGCGCUGAUUUUAUCAUUUCGUUUGUACUACUUGUUUACACAUUUUAUUUAAACGGCUUAUAUUGCCGUUUCACUAUUACGGUAUAAAGGAGAACUUAAGAUAAAUAUAACGAAAUAAUUGGCAUCAACAUAGUUUAGAUAUUAAUGUUUUAUUACUUUGAUUUUUAAGUAUCGUAUAUAUAUACCCAAAAGUACAUUUAUACUAUUUUUUUAUAAUAUUACAAGAACAACUAAUUUAGAUAAUUUUCCAAAAAUAUUUUGUUUGCAAAUUGCGACAAGCAGGAUAUAUAAUUUUUUGUGUAAUAAUAAAGUUUUAUUAUUUUAAUUUUCAUUCGUAUUUGUCGUUUUAUUUAAAUUUACAUUUAUGAUUUCAGAAGCAAUUGAUAGUUUCCAUGAAAUGUAAGUAAAUUUAUAUAAGAUGUAAUAGUAAAUUAAUUGUGGAACCAGUAGAAAAUAUAAUAUGAGUACAUAUGUAGGAUUUAAUUUAGUAAUAGUAAAUUAGUUAAACUUCAAAUUAUCUCAACGCUUAUGUGCAUGCUUACGCGUAUAUAUUCAUACACAACACAACUACAAAAUGUGCUACAUACAUACUUAAGUGCUUUUGAAACAUGCCUUAUCCAAAUGCAAAUUAUUGAACAGCUUAUAUAAUACAUAUGUAAAUAAGAGAUCUUGGCCAAUAAGUGUAAACAUUUUAAAUUGUAUUACUAUAUAGUUUUAAAAAUAAGCACUGAACCGAUCAAGUAGCAAAAAAGCUACGAAAUGCAUUAAAGUUCAUUAAAAUUUGCUACAAAGAAAUAAAUGCCUUCACAUAUACAAUGUAUUUACAAAGAUAUUUUAAAUUUGCUAUGUAUUUUAGGCUAUUUGAGCUCACUUGCUUUGCGUUUUGCUACCUAUAUGUUGUUAUAUGAUAAAUAAAUAUAAUGUAUUGUAAUUUCCAUUGUAGUAAUCAAAUAUGUGCAAAAUAAUUAUAAUAAUAUUUCAAAUAAAGUUUGGUGAAUUUCCUGACUACAAUAAAAGAUAUAUGUAUAUCUUUUCGGCAAUUGUUUUUUAAAAUAAAUUUUUAUAUAAAUAAGGAGCUAUUAAAGCUAAAAUUGAUGAUCUCAGAUAAUAUUUUCAAAUAGUACUUGUACACCGCCAAAUUCCUCAAUGGGUACUGGAACAAACUCCUAAGCAAUUUAAAUUUAUAGUGGCAACUUCAACAGCUGUUUGUCACUUUGACGUCUCUCUGACAACUGCUGUGGCUUGUAUAUUUUACCGUGCUUCGACCGGAGAAUUACAUACAAUAUUUGUGAACAUCAAAAUAUGUCGAACGUGAUUGAUCCUAUAAAACUCCUGACGGAUAAAGGUGAACGUCAACCAGCGUUCUUGAACGAUAUCUUUAAUCCAUUAGUGUGUUCGAUACUUGGAUUUGGUUGUGCAGCCUUUUUGAAUUUCGGUUUGAGAAAGCCAGUAUUCUCGGGUAUUCAGAAUCAUGUAGCCUUCUCAGCUAUAGGUGGCGGUUUGGGCCUGUACUUUGACAAGAAGAGGAACGAGCAUCUUGCCAAACGCGAUGCUGUACUGAGGCAUUACAUUGAAUUGCACCCUGAUGAUUUUCCAACAAAGGAGCGCAAGAAGUACGCUGACGUUUUGGAAGCAUGGGUACCUAUCAGAUAAAUAUGCCGGAUAAUGCGGGUAAUCCUAUAAUCGAUGAAAUCAAAUCGAAAAUGCUUUAUUCUGCUUGGAAUAUAAUUGGCAUAGAACAACGUUAGUUAUUAAUUCGACUAUAGCAGACGCAAAAUAAAUAAAAAACUGGGUUUAAUACCAAUAAACAGUUAAUAUUUAUUUUAUAGACUGAGAAUUAUAGAAAACUUAUUGAAUUGAAA
This is a messenger RNA of Bactrocera oleae (olive fruit fly), 1888 nucleotides long. It is a transcript of the gene ND-B14.5B, whose product is annotated as NADH dehydrogenase (ubiquinone) B14.5 B subunit. Lineage: Eukaryota; Metazoa; Arthropoda; Insecta; Diptera; Tephritidae. The record is from RefSeq and is a predicted model, not a curated record. Gene Ontology annotation, cellular component: mitochondrial inner membrane. Gene Ontology annotation, biological process: mitochondrial electron transport, NADH to ubiquinone.